GGUUUCAGUAUUGAUUCUAAAGUGUCGCUGAUUGCAUGCGGGUGGUUUUUACUCCGGUGAAGUGCAUUAUUCUUGCCCAAAGGUGCACCCUCACACCUGUUUGGCUAUGAAUUAAAAACAAAAUCCGUGGUUAAAAAGUCGAUUUUUCGAUGUUAAUUUUUAACUAAAACUAUUAAAAGUCCCUUAAAACACCGUUAUUUGCCAGUGCUUAAAACAAUAGACAAUUUUUUUUCCUUCUCACAUUACCCCCGAGAACGCAUGUCUGGAAAAAGCUGAUUACUCCAUACCAUGUGCCAUACCUUCUAAUAGUGCAUUGAGUGGGAUACCGCAUAUACACAAAACACAACACGACACACCAAGAAUCUACUGCUGGCUGGCUGGGGGGCGAAUAACACUCAGAGUGGAUUUUAGUUUAGUCUAUGGUCGUGACUCGUGAAUAAAACGGUUCCGUAUUCUCAUUAAUAGUAGACAAAUGGUAAUAGUAUAAGAGCCGGGCCGGAACUCCUGGAAGCACACCAAAUCAAUUAAAAGAAGAAAAAAAAAAAAAAUCAUGAAUCGCGGAUGUAGAGUAUUAUGUCUUCUGUGUUUUUUUGUGGAAAGAAAUUAGUUAAUUAUUCAACAAAAUUGGAAAAAAUUAUAAGAAAAAAGGAUCGUUAGAGGUGACGUCCAUUGUGUUUCAGUAAAAAGGACUUUUGGCCUUCCUCUAAUAAAAAAAAAAAAAUUAUAUAUCCUCCAAGUCAAGUGCCUUUGUUCUGUGUUUGUUCUUUGAUCUAAUAAUUUAGCACUUUAAUAAAAAGAAAAGAGCCCUCUUUUAAAACAACCUUCUCCCCCCUUUAACCCAGCCACCUUAAAAGUUUUAAGCUAUCAUCGGCAGUUUAGAAUGACGUUAAGUCCUCUAUGAAAUUUUACUCGUCCUGGAUAAAUCAAUAUCACAAAGAAAAAGAGAGAAAAAGCAAAUAUAUAUAAUAUUUAAUUCUUGCCCCCCGUACCCGUUCGUCUCGGUCUCCGCUACUGCGGUGUUGCUAGAGCGGGCUUGGUGGAUGCUUAUCGUGAGACAUGGCUGCAGAAGGUGGUGGUGGUGGUUGUACCAACCCAAUUCCAAUAACCAGUUGCAGCAGCUCAUCCGCCCUGUAUAAGGCGAGAAGUGAUGGUGGAUGUGGGGGUGGGAUAGCCACAUGUGCUGGAGAGGGCAAACGGGGAUAUCUUAAUGGAACUGGGAGUCUGGGAAGGAUACGCAAGCAGAAAAGCAUGGACACUAGUGAUGAUGAUUUCGAUGAUUCACAGGUGGCCCAUAUCCAUGAAAGAUUUAAAUCAGAUCGAAUAGCAAUUACGAAGCCCGAAGAAGACCGUCGUCGGCGAACUAUAAUUGUCGAAAAGAAGAACUCAAGCUUUGGCUUUACCCUACAGAGUUAUGGCAUUCAUUACAAGAAAGAACAAGAAGUGGAAAUGAUAACUUAUGUCGAUUAUGUGGAGUAUGAUGGUCCAGCUUAUAAGGCUGGAAUGCGAGAGGGCGAUGUUAUACUCUCUAUAAAUGGUACCGACAUGGAGAAGGCUGAUCACAAAACACUCGUGGCUUUUAUAAAAAACUGUGAUACAAGGAUGCGAAUGGUUGUCCUCUUUGAAGACUGUGUGCGAAAGGUCAAUCUUCAUAUGCGUUACAUGCAGUUGCAGAAUAUUUUACAAAGCAAAAUGAAUGAGUUGGAAAGAAUUUGCUUGCGGGAGCGGGAACUCCUCGAAGGCAAAUGGAAAACGCAUAGUCUUCCAGCUAGAAAGAAAGCCACAACCUCCCCUACUGAUGGGGAUAAUGGAGUAUCUCCAACAGCUAGUGACAGUCAACCGCCAUUCUACCGGCCGACUUUAUCCACCGAAGAUGUGGUCAACGUUGGGCGCCAUCAAACACCAACCAUCAUUCCACCGCCAGCUCAGUUCAUGCUUACUUACCAAUAUCUAGAUCCAACAUAUCGAUAUGUUCUCAAGCCAUCAACAUCAAGCAGUAGUGGGGAGUAUUUCAUAAGCAUGAGUGGGCCAGUGCGAAGUCCUAGUGAACAGCAUUUCUUUCUCACUAGAGCUGAGUCUGCAGACAAUGCAGGCGUUUAUGUGACUCAGAAUCAUCAGCAGCCACCGGGACAGCAACAAGUUCAACAACAACAUCAGCCUCAGCAACAACCACAACAACUACCACAAACCCAACAACAACAACAACAACAGCCUCGGCCCAACCCACCAGUUCCACCACCUCGAACCUGUGAGAAGCAUCAACAUCCCCUGGUUCAGGAGAAGCAGCUGCAUGCUCAAGCCAAACAACAGCCACUGCCAGAAAAAGAGCCGGUCAAAGCUCACAAAAGCCGUCAUUGUCAUGGACAUUCUUGUAAUCCAUGUGUUGGCCAUUUUGGGCGCAAGUCAUCGUCGGCUGAUAAAAACGGUGAUAAUGUUAGCUUGGACGCUUACGACUUGGCAAGUCCCUGCUGCGAUACCCAUUGCGUUCCGACUCGUCGACGAGCUCGCCAUCACAAGGAACAUCACCACAAGCACAAACAUCGAGAAAAAGAGUCCAAGGAAAGACCACCACGACCAAAGUCUCAGUCACAUGUCUCACCGGCAACAUCUACUCGCCAUCAGCACCACCAUCAUUCCACCCAGCAAACAACGCAACCACAGCAAUCAGUUCCACACCAACAACAACAGCAACAACAACAACAACAACAGCAGCAACAUCAAUACCAUCAUCAAUAUCAGCACUCAGGACAUGGAUGUGAUUCGGGUAAGGUCCGUUCACGAUAUUAUGACCUUACUGCUGGCUUAGCCAGUCACUGCAGUCUUCACUCGUGCACAUCGAGCGAAUUCGCCCCAGCUGAUAGUUCAGCAUCGUACACAACUUCACUUAGUACCGAUACUCUCUAUUGGGAUCCUCAAAGCGAGGGCGGUGCAAGUCGCCAACAUUCCACAAAGUCCCGUCAAUCUUACCACCAAGCCACCGGUCACCAGCCACAACCAGUUCAACAUGGUGGCACUUUACCAGCCCAACAGCCUCAUGGGGUCUAUCAGCAGCGAUAUCACAUCUCGGCCACACAAGUUCAGCCAUCACAAAUUUAUCCCACAUCGCAAUGUGCGAACAAGCCGAAAUCUUGGGACAAUCUUACAACCAAAUCAAUCGGUGGUUAUGGCUUUGGCUAUGGUUAUUUGGACAGUGUUGGUCCAAAGCCACCAAUUAAGCUACAAAUAGCACAACAGAGACAUUCGAUACCGCGCAAAAAUCCAUACGGCCGUUAUUCCACCUAUACUGAUGUUGAAAACUAUGCUCCACCACCGUCGCAAUUUGUCGAAGAACUUACCACAACCACAACGACUAUAACAACGACCAAAUCUACAGAGGAGCUCAUAGCUCCGGUACCAUGCGGUGGUGGUUCGGAUGUUACAAUUUGUGACUGUGGCAAAACUCAGCCAAAAAUCGUACCAACAUCACUUGCAUCGCAAGCGGGUGCUCUACAAUAUCAUAAUGCUAAGUAUUCCCACCAUAAUAAUUGUCGGCUUGGAUAUUAUUCGAAUUUGCCAAGACCGUUGGCCAAUGCUGCGACAUCAACAUCAACGGCUAAUGGCGGAGCACAGGUACACACGAUUUCGGAGAUGACACGGUUGUAAGGUAGUUUUAAAGAUUAUGAUGGUUUUGAAAGGCAAAGGCGGUUUUAUUACAAAAUGUUUAAGAUACAUAUAAAAUAACUAUAUUAAUAACUUAUUUUAAAUUUUAUAAUAGCUUCAAAGUUUUCUGUAGGUACUCGAACACUUGUGUUUUAUCAGCAAUAGAUUCUUAGCAGUUACAAAAAAUUUAUUGAACAAAAUGUUUUAACGAAGGAUUAGGUUUCGUGCUGUGAAAAAAGCUGUGUCAAGACGUUCAGAACAAAACAGCUUAUAGCAAAUGCAUUUUGAUACUCAAAAUGUGAGGUGGUAGGGAAGAUUGGAUAAAUUAUCACCAUCACCCAUAUUUCGGCUUCGAGCAAGAGAAGUUUUUUUUUAUCCCAACGAGGUUAUUUUAAUAUUACAUCCUUUUAAAUUCAUGAAACUGUUAUAUUCGUGAUACAUUGUUAAAAAAGUAAAAGUGUCAUAUCAUGAUUUUAAGUUCGUUCUGUAGUACAGCCAAAAACACACGAAAAUUCGGAAGUACUUUACAAAAAAUUACUAUUAACAGGACUUUAUUUGCUUAAUUUGAAUUUACUACUCAAAUUCAUCAAAGCUAAGUUGAGGAUCAACUUUUUUGACUCGUGAUAUUGAUAUCCUUGCAGACUAAGUUUAAAAUUUAUAUUAUUUAAGUUUAAGCAAUCUAUCUCACAAAGUAUAAAAUUUCAAAAUGAAAAUGUAAUAAAAUACUUGCAGUCAACUUUUCACUUUUGUCUUUUCCCAUUUUGGUUGAUUUUUUCAUUUAAAAUAGGGAUAUUUGUAUCAGUUCUAAUGAUCUUUCAGGCAAAUCAAUAUUGAUAAGAAAUUUAUUUUUAUUCGUAAAUGUGUGUGAACAAUUUUUCCAUUAAUUUGCUUAGAAUUUACAAAAACAAUGUCAAAUACAGCAAUGUGUAAAGUGCGUGUAAAAGUAGGUGUAAAUUUAUCUAAAAAUCGAGACCUGGAAAAUGUGAUCUCGGAUGAAAAAAAACUGAUCUCUUUUGGUAAAUACGAUUUGAGAUACCACUGUUUCCCAAUAUUUUUUUUUUAUCUAGGUUCACAAAUGAUUGACCUUUUGUGGCAAAUAAGGUGAAAAUACAGAUUGUUCUGAAUUUAUUCUAUUUGGGUAUAACUUGAUGUCAAUAUUCUUAUCUCACCAUUAGGUCAGCAUGUUGACGAGCCAAUUUAAAUUUCGGACGUUAAUGAUCGAACAGAAAGGAUUCCUCAUAAAAAGACAGAAAUUCGAAGUCGAUGAAUAUCCACUUUGUUAGAUUUGAAACUAUCUUUCAGGCCGUUUAAUACAAGCUAAGCAAAUAAAUGCUACUGUACCCCACAGUACCGUUGUGUCUCCAACUCUCUUUUUUACUUUCUUUCUUCACUUUACUGCUGUGAUGGAUGAGUCCCUGUUUUUCAUAUUCGCUUCCUGAUUCACACCCAUGGAUGCGGAAAGUGCUGCUUACUAUUAUUAAAGUUGAGCUUAUCGCCCAUCGCAUAUCUGUGAGUGCUACUUGCAUCGAGAGAAUCGAGUAACUUUGCGUUCUCGCAAUGGGCAUUAUAAACCACCUUCUGUGGAAAGAACAUACAU
This is a messenger RNA of Episyrphus balteatus (marmalade hoverfly), 5233 nucleotides long. RefSeq lists its product as uncharacterized. Lineage: Eukaryota; Metazoa; Arthropoda; Insecta; Diptera; Syrphidae. The record is from RefSeq and is a predicted model, not a curated record. The transcript is spliced from 3 exons. Gene Ontology annotation, molecular function: protein binding. The coding region runs from base 1057 to 3639 and encodes 860 amino acids.